Molecule: messenger RNA, 1190 nt
Organism: Momordica charantia (bitter melon)
Lineage: Eukaryota; Viridiplantae; Streptophyta; Magnoliopsida; Cucurbitales; Cucurbitaceae
Source: RefSeq, a predicted model, not a curated record
CAAAACUCUGUUAAUUUCACCGAUUACUAUUCGAAGAAUCGCCUAGAAAGUUAAAAACUUUACACACGGCCUGGCUGGAUAAAUAUUCGAUGAGUCCCUGAGUUGUCGGAUAAUCCCCACCGAACCAACUCGGAUCAGACCCAUCAAAAGGAACAAUCCCUUCGAAUAUUCCUCUAAUUCUCAGACCCCACUCUCUCUCUCUCUCUCUCUCUCUCUUCCAUUUUAAACCCAUAACUCUGCACUGUACCUUUCACUCUCUUUUCAGUUUCCACCAUGAACUCUUCUUCUUCGAUUUCAUCCCUCUCUCUCCCCGACCAACUUCACCUCCUUCGGAAAGUCGAGGUUUUUAACCUCCAUGGUCGUGAUAAAGCUGGCCGGAAUGUCCUCCUCAUUGUCGGGAAAUACUUUCCAGCUCGGUUUGUGAGCAGCGAGGCCGUGAGUUUUUACCUCAAAGACAAGAUUUUCCCCGCCCUGAAAGAAGGGCCGUUCACGGUGGUCUACGUCCACACAGACGUUCACUGGACUGAGAAUUUCCCCGGAGUCUCCUACCUGAAGGCAAUCUGCGAUGCCAUCCCAAUCACCGUUAAGAACAGCAUAGAAGCUGUUUAUUUUGUCCACCCUGGUCUGCAGUCCCGUCUCUUCUUCGCCACCGUCGGCCGGUUCAUGCUCGGAGCCGGGUUAUAUAACAAGCUGAAAUAUGUGAAAAGGGUGGAGUUUCUAUGGGAGUAUGUUAGAAGGAAAGAGAUGGAGUUACCGAAGUUCGUGUAUGAUCAUGAUCAGAAAUUGGAGUUCUGCCCGGUGGUUUACUCUAGUUUAGAAAAUGAUUACCUCAGGGUCUUCUCCGCCGUGCCGUCGCUGGACUCGCCGGUUCCUACUUACUCCAUGCGGUGUUUUGCCUGAUGAUCAUGACCCACGGCAGCCGGUCACAGAUGGCGGCAGGAUACAUGGGUCUUUUUGGGUUUUGCUGUAGGGGAAAUAGCGGUAGAAAAUAUUGUACAGACUCUCUGUGGACAAAGUUGGAGGUAGGAGGUUUCCUUGUGGAAGAAAGGAACGGCUAAUACUUCUCAGGAGAAGCAGUGAAAAUAUAUAGGUUUAAAUGAAGUUCUUUUGGUUCCUAAGUUUCCAAAUUUUACUUAGAAGGAACUGCUCAUCUCUGAAUAAAAUAUAUGCCCAUGUCAGACUUUUCUAAA